AUGCUGCUGGACGCCGGCCCGCAGUUCCCGGCCCUCGGCGUGGGCACCUUCGCCCGGCAUCACCACUCGGCCGCGGCGGAGAUGCAGGACCGGGAGCUGAGCCUGGCGGCGCAGAACAGCUUCGUGGACUCGGCGGCGGCGCACAUGGGUGCCUUCAAGCUCAACGCCGGCGCCCACGACCUCUCCCCCGGGCAGAGCUCGGCGUUCACGUCGCAGGCGCCCGGCUACCCCGCCGCCGCCCUGGGGCCCCACGCCGCCCACGUCGGCUCCUACUCCGGCGCUCCAUUCAACUCUACCCGGGACUUCUUGUUUCGCAGCCGCGGCUUCGGGGACUCGUCGCCGGCCGGCGGGCAGCACGGCAUCUUCGGCCCUGCGGCCGGCAGCCUUCACCACCCGCACACGGACGCUCAGAGCCACCUCCUGUUCCCGGGCAUCCACGACCAGCACGGCCCCCACGCCUCUCAAAACGUCCUCAACGGGCAGAUGCGCCUGGGAUUGCCGGGGGAGGUGUUCGCCCGGUCGGAUCAGUACCGGCAAGUCUCCAGCCCCAGGACUGACCCUUACUCGGCGGCUCAGCUGCACAACCAGUACGGCCCCAUGAAUAUGAAUAUGGGCAUGAACAUGGCAGCCCACCACCAUCACCACCCAGGUGCCUUUUUCCGCUACAUGCGGCAGCAGUGCAUCAAGCAAGAGCUCAUCUGCAAGUGGAUCGACCCCGAGCAGCUGAAUAACCCUAAAAAAAGUUGCAAUAAAACUUUCAGCACCAUGCACGAGUUGGUCACCCACGUCUCGGUGGAGCACGUUGGGGGACCCGAGCAGAGCAACCAUGUCUGCUACUGGGAGGAGUGUCCCCGGGAAGGCAAACCCUUCAAAGCGAAAUACAAACUGGUCAAUCAUAUCCGAGUGCACACGGGAGAGAAACCUUUCCCCUGCCCCUUCCCCGGCUGCGGAAAAGUUUUCGCCAGAUCAGAAAACCUCAAAAUUCACAAAAGGACGCACACAGGGGAGAAGCCUUUCCAGUGCGAGUUUGAAGGCUGCGACCGGCGCUUCGCCAACAGCAGCGACCGCAAGAAGCACAUGCACGUCCACACCUCGGACAAGCCCUACCUGUGCAAGAUGUGCGACAAGUCCUACACCCACCCCAGCUCCCUGCGGAAGCACAUGAAGGUGCACGAAUCGUCCCCGCAAGGCUCCGAGUCCUCCCCGGCCGCCAGCUCCGGCUACGAGUCCUCCACCCCCCCGGGGCUGGUGUCCCCCACCGCCGAGUCGCAGAGCACCAGCAACCUCUCCCCGGCGGCGGCGGCGGCGGCAGCGGCAGCGGCGGCGGCCGUAUCCGCCGUGCACCGGGGCGGCGGUGGCGGCGGCGGCAGCGGCGGUGGCGGCGGCGGCGGCCACAGCGGCCUCUCCUCCAACUUCAACGAGUGGUACGUGUAG
Molecule: messenger RNA, 1434 nt
Organism: Colius striatus (speckled mousebird)
Lineage: Eukaryota; Metazoa; Chordata; Aves; Coliiformes; Coliidae
Gene: ZIC2
Product: Zic family member 2
Exons: 3
Coding region: 1-1434 (477 amino acids)
Biological process (GO): regulation of transcription by RNA polymerase II; central nervous system development
Cellular component (GO): nucleus
Molecular function (GO): RNA polymerase II cis-regulatory region sequence-specific DNA binding; DNA-binding transcription factor activity, RNA polymerase II-specific
Source: RefSeq, a predicted model, not a curated record